Aspergillus pseudotamarii is the source of this 951-nucleotide messenger RNA. RefSeq lists its product as uncharacterized. The coding region runs from base 527 to 754 and encodes 75 amino acids. Lineage: Eukaryota; Fungi; Ascomycota; Eurotiomycetes; Eurotiales; Aspergillaceae. The transcript has 3 exons. The record is from RefSeq and is a predicted model, not a curated record.
UGAUAAGCAUGCAGAAUUACUACGAGCUCUCGAUUCUACUAUUUGGAAUUAUUUAAGAAUUUACGUUCAUUCACAAUCUAUUGUGGGCUUGAGCCUAAGUAAGUAGAAACGAUCUCUUACCUAAAGGUCAUCAUUAGCUUUACUCAUCUCAUUAUGCUUUAUAUUACGGUUAGUCGUAAGUUUAAUACUAUCCCUAGGCUGUGUCUGUUCCGAUUCUGCACCAUCUGGAGCUGUAUGCCCGAUGGUAGACAUGUAGAGUUAGUCAGGCAUUCAUUCCACUGCGAAUCUCUGACCAAAGAUUCUAGCCAAGAUUCAAUGGUGAUCCUGUUUGCAGAGAGGAGAAGUUAAAUUUCAAUAGUAGGUCGACGAUCAUCUCGUGUUAGGAUACUGCUCAAGAGGGUUUCGAUCAGCGCGGAAGAGCUAUAAAGACAAACACAGGCACCUUCUAUCUCCAUCAAAAGUUGAAUCAUUCACUUGCUCUAAACAAUCAUCCUGCGAUUCGAAAGUCCAUUGACAACACUUCACGAUGAAACUUUUCGCUAUCAUCUUCCCUCUUGUUUUAGGGCUCACCUCAGCCUUACCCGAGUCCGGAUUCCAAAAGGCGUCUCUCAUCCAGCGUGAAGAAGCUGGAGCAGCAAGUGAAUUUUGUGAUCAAUAUUGCAGUGAUUGCUCAGUGCGCAAUCCCCGUUGCGUUAUAUGUGUAAGUUAUUCAUCUGGCCUGGGGAUUUUGAACAGUUCUUCACUCAGAUAUUAACACAUUUCUAUUGUUUGUAGUGCCGUAAGGAGUGGGACUAGCCGCUGGGUUAUACUGGAGGGUGGGAGUAGCCAUCAAGAGGAAAUGCUAUGCCGAUACUAUAUGCUGCCUUCAUUGUUUUCUUUUUUUCUUUCACUAGUAGGCAAUAUCGCUGGUGUAGUUCACUAGAAUUGAUAUCCUUAGUGCCCCGCUAGCAA